This is a messenger RNA of Syzygium oleosum, 1086 nucleotides long. RefSeq names its product probable F-box protein At2g36090. The transcript has a single exon. The record is from RefSeq and is a predicted model, not a curated record. Lineage: Eukaryota; Viridiplantae; Streptophyta; Magnoliopsida; Myrtales; Myrtaceae. Gene Ontology annotation, molecular function: protein binding. The coding region runs from base 1 to 1086 and encodes 361 amino acids.
AUGAACACCGAGGCUUCCUCCGCCGCAGCGCCGCCGGCCUCCUCCGCCGCCGCGGCGACGACGAUCGCCGCCAUCCACGAGGACGUCCUCAGAGCCCACGUCUUGACGCGGCUCGACGGCCCCGCCCUCGCCUCCGCCGCCUGCGCCUCCUCCCAGCUCCGCUCCCUCUCCUCGGAGCGGGACCUCUGGGCCAACAUGUGCCGCUCCACCUGGCCCUCCACAAGCUCGCCGCUCGUCUCCCGGGUCAUCUCCACCUUCCCCGACGGCCCCCGCUCCUUCUUCUCCGACUCCUACUCCCUCCUCGCCGCCGCCGCGGCGUCCCCGCCCGUCGCUCCGGGCCCGGGCCCGUCGCGGCUGAUCUCCGCCGUCGACAUCCGCUACCGCGGCGACCUCAUCUUCAGCAGGGCCGUGGAGACCGACGCCGACUCCGGGUGGUUCCAGUGCUCCCCGUUCCGGAUCGACGUCCUGGACCCGAAGGACGCGGUCCGGACGGCGAUACGCUUCCCGGACGCCGAGCAGGCGGGGCGCGAGCUCGGGGAGGGGCUCCGGCUGAGCUGGGUCCUGAUCGACCCGGCGGGGCGGCGGGCGAUGGACCUGUCGAGCCAGGCGCCGGUGUCGGUGCAGCGGCACUGGCUGACGGGGGAGCUGCACGCGAGGUUCGCGACGGUGGUGGAGGCGGCCGCCGGGGGGGAGCGGGGGACGGCGACGGAGGCGGUGCAGUGCGGGGUGGUGGUGACUUGCGGGGGCUGGGCGGGGGCGGCGGCGGCGUCGGAGGAGGAGGAGGGGAAGGAUGGGGGAGGGGGGAUGCAGGUGAGGGAGGUGGGCCUGCAGGUGGAGGACGGGGACGGGAUGCACCUGAGCGGGAGGGACAGCCUGGAGGUCCUGGGGAGGGCGUUCGGCGGGCGGCGGAGGGGGAGGAGGGAGAGGGAGGAGGGGGAGCGGAGGAGGAGGUACGAGGAGUUCGAGAGGAGGAAGAGGGAGAGGAAGGAGAGGAAGCUGCGGACGGAGGGGACGCUGGACUUCUUGUUCGUGGGCUUCGGGGUCUUGGCGUUCGCUCUCUUCUGGCUGCUCGUCCUGUGCAGAUGA